Telopea speciosissima is the source of this 1973-nucleotide messenger RNA. RefSeq names its product endoglucanase 5. Gene Ontology annotation, biological process: carbohydrate metabolic process. Gene Ontology annotation, molecular function: carbohydrate binding; hydrolase activity, hydrolyzing O-glycosyl compounds. The record is from RefSeq and is a predicted model, not a curated record. The coding region runs from base 1 to 1881 and encodes 626 amino acids. The transcript has 10 exons. Lineage: Eukaryota; Viridiplantae; Streptophyta; Magnoliopsida; Proteales; Proteaceae.
AUGAAGACUCUUACAAACUUUGUCUACUUAGCCAUUUUCGUCGGCCUAUUGGACUCACCGGCGAUCAAAAUUGCGGCAGGAUUCGAUUAUGGAGAUGCCCUUGUUAAGAGUUUGAUGUUCUUUGAAGCACAAAAGUCUGGUAAACUACCAGCUAAUCACCAAGUCAACUGGAGAGGGGAUUCUGGACUCAGUGACGGGUUUCAGCAGCAAGUAGAUUUGGUGGGAGGGUAUUAUGAUGCAGGUGAUCAUGUGAAAUUUGGACUACCAAUGGCUUUCACAGUAACAAUGCUUGCAUGGGGAGCUAUUGAUUUCAGCCAUGAAAUAGCUGGUGCCAAUCAAAUGGGAAACACCUUAGAUGUCAUCAAAUGGGGAACUGAAUACUUCAUCAAGGCUCACUCUCAGCCUAACGUUUUAUGGGCACAGGUUGGAGAUGGUUAUUCUGAUCACUAUUGUUGGGAGAGACCAGAAGACAUGACGACACCAAGAACAGCUUACAAGGUAGAUGAACAACAUCCAGGGUCUGAUGUUGCAGGAGAAACAGCGGCAGCCAUGGCUGCAGCAUCAUUGGCUUUCAAGCUUUACAAUUCUACGUAUUCAAGCCUCUUGCUAGCGCAUGCUAAACAGCUUUUCUCAUUUGCUGAUACUUUUCGAGGUCGGUACGAUGACUCGAUCACAUGUGCUCGAGAGUUCUAUCCCUCAUCUGGUUAUUCAGAUGAAUUGUUAUGGGCUGCUACCUGGCUCUUCAGAGCAACAGGAGACCAAUACUAUCUCAAGUAUGUCUCUGAUAAUGCUGGUGCCUUGGGUGGCACUGGAUGGGGUAUGACAGAAUUCUCUUGGGAUAACAAAUAUGCUGGUGUACAGAUCCUUCUUUCUAAGGUAUUAUUGGAAGGGGCUGGUGGCUAUUACAGUUCUACUCUAAAGCAGUAUAAGGCAAAAGCAGAUUUUUUUGCUUGUGCCAAUCUGCAAAAGAACAAUGGCUAUAAUGUGCCUUUGACUCCAGGGGGCUUGGUGUAUUUGCACCAGUGGAAUAACUUGCAGUAUGCCUCAUCUGCUGCAUUCCUUCUCGCAGUCUACUCUGAUUAUCUUUCUGCAGCAAAUUCUGUGCUAAGUUGUCCAGGUGGCCAAGUCCAAGCUGAUGCUCUCAUGAAGUUUUCUCAAUCACAGGCUGAUUACAUUCUUGGAAACAAUCCGAAGUAUAUGAGUUACUUGGUUGGGUUUGGAGAGAAUUAUCCAGCUCAUGUUCACCAUAGAGGUGCUUCAAUUCCUUCUCUAUAUUCUCUCCGAUCUACCAUUGGCUGUGUCCAAGGGUUUGAGGAAUGGUAUAAUCGUCCCGAGGGAAACCCCAAUGUUUUGGUUGGAGCUCUUGUGGGAGGUCCAGACAAGUCUGAUGGCUUCCUUGAUGAAAGGUCAAAUUAUGAACAAACAGAGCCUACUAUUUCUGGUUCUGCUCCUCUUGUAGGCCUCUUCUCCAAGUUGCAGAGUCUCAUAGGAACUUCAGGUUCUUAUCACAAGCCAUCACCAGUGCCCCAACAUAAACCAUCGCCAGUACCCCACCACUAUACAGCACCAGUACCCUACUAUGGAAAAUCAAAGGUACCAGUUGCAUUCCUUCACUCCAUAACUGCUACCUGGAGGAUCGGACGAAUGGCCUACUAUCGCCAUAAGGUUGUCAUAAAAAACACAUCCAUGAAGCAAAUCACAUACCUUAAACUGGCUUUUGAAAACCUAUCAGGGCCAAUAUGGGGCCUUUCGGCAAUUGCAGAGAAGAAUGUGUAUGAACUUCCUCAUUGGAUCAAAGUAUUGAAACCUGGUUCAGAGUGCAUCUUUGUUUAUAUUCAAGGAGGACCUCAAGCCAAGAUUUCAAUUUUAAGCUACUAUUGAUCACACCUGAAGAGGAUUCACACUCACAUAUAGUGAAAGGAAAUAGAAUUUUCAUGGUUCUAUGAGGUUCAUAUACUGUCAAAUAUAUAGUU